AUGGAGAGCAUGAAGAAGUGCCCCUUCACCAGCGUCAUCCCAUAUGGGAUGCUAUAUGAGAAGCUGAAAAAGGAGAAGAACAACCAGCUGCCCGAAAACGUGGUGAUCCAAGAGUUUGACCAGUUGCUUGCGACGUACGAAAGACCGAGCCCCUAUGACGCCAACGGGCUCAUUCACAUAUCCAACAAGAGCGAUUUGUUCCUCUUCCAGAUAGAUAUAGAAUACACAGUGGACAGCAUUUUCAAGAACAUGGUCUCCACGAAUGAUGGAAGCGCCUUAACGGAUAUCUACUCUACUUACCGAACCAUGCUUCAAAACAGUGAGAAGAACUACAUCUCCGUGCCGGUCAUCCACAUUUAUACGGUAACCAACGAUGGGUAUAGCGUUCUCGUAAGCGUGCACAACUUUUUCCCCUACUUCUACGUGGAGAUGCCAAGCAACUUCCAAAAGGAGGACCUCCUAAAGCUGGAGUGCAUGAUGAAUGACAAUCUUAACAUGAAUAAUCAGUACAAAAUGUAUGACCAAAAAAUUCUAAACAUCGAAAUUGUAAAAACGGAAAGUCUAAUGUAUUACAAACGUGAGGGAAAGAAAGACUUCCUAAAAAUUACGGUACUCCUCCCUAAGAUGGUUCCUACUUUGAAAAAGUUUUUCGAAGGUGUUGUUAAUGUAAAUGGAAAAAACAUCGGUGGGAUUGUCUACGAAGCAAAUUUGCCCUUCAUUCUACGUUACAUAAUUGAUAAGAAAAUCACCGGUUCUUCUUGGCUGCUCUGCAAGAAAGAGCACUUCUACAUUCGACCCAAACAUAAGAAAAUAUCCAACUGUUCCUUCGAAAUUGAUAUAUCCUAUGAACAUCUAGAACCCAUGCCACUGGAGAACGAAUACCAGCAAAUCCCCAAGUUAAGAAUUCUUUCCUUCGACAUAGAGUGUAUCAAACUAGAUGGAAAAGGCUUCCCCGAAGCGAAAAACGACCCCAUCAUACAAAUAUCAUCCAUAUUAUACUUUCAAGGAGACCCCAUCGGAAAAUGCUCUAAAUUUAUCUUCACCCUGAAGGAGUGUGCCAGCAUCCCUGGUUCUAACGUCAUAUGGUUCCACGACGAGAAGACCUUACUAGAUGCAUGGAAUGAGUUCAUCACUAGACUGGAUCCAGACUUCCUCACCGGUUACAACAUUAUAAACUUUGAUUUGCCCUACAUUCUAAACAGAGGAACUGCACUCAAUUUGAAAAAAUUGAAAAUGUUGGGAAGAAUAAAAAGCAUCAGCAGUGUUGUAAAGGAGUCCAACUUUUCCUCCAAACAAUUUGGGAACCACGAAACGAAAGAAAUUAACAUAAAUGGGAGAAUCCAAUUUGACGUCUACGAUCUUAUAAGGAGGGACUACAAGCUUAAAUCAUACACUCUUAAUUACGUCUCCUUCGAAUUCUUGAAGGAACAAAAGGAAGACGUCCACUACAGCAUCAUGAAUGAUUUGCAAAAUGAAAGUCCAGAGUCCAGGAAGAGAAUUGCCACCUAUUGUAUAAAAGACGGCAUUCUUCCUCUUCGCUUAAUAGAUAAAUUGCUCUUCAUUUACAACUACGUAGAAAUGGCAAGAGUUACGGGGACACCCUUCGUUUACCUCCUCACGAGAGGUCAACAAAUUAAGGUCACCUCACAACUCUACCGCAAAUGCAAAGAAUUGAAUUAUGUUAUCCCUAGUACUUAUAUAAAACCUGCUAGCAAUGAAAAGUACGAAGGAGCUACCGUUUUAGAACCCAUAAAAGGGUACUACAUAGAACCCAUUUCGACGCUCGAUUUUGCAUCCCUGUACCCAUCUAUCAUGAUAGCACACAAUCUGUGCUACUCCACGUUGGUCAAAAAUAACUCCGAAUUAGAGGGACUCAAACAGGAGGAAGUCACCUCCAUUCAAGGAAAAAGCAAUAUCAAAUUUGUAAAGGGAUCCGUGAAAAAGGGAAUCCUCCCCCUAAUCGUAGAAGAAUUAAUAGAUGCAAGAAAAAAAGUCAAACUUCUCAUAAAAAAUGAAACGAACAAAAUUACCAAAAUGGUGCUCAACGGAAGACAACUAGCACUGAAAAUUUCAGCCAACUCUGUAUACGGAUACACGGGUGCCGCCUCAGGGGGACAACUACCUUGUCUAGAAGUUGCAGUGUCUAUAACCACACUAGGAAGGUCCAUGAUUGAUAAGACAAAGGAAUCCGUCGAAAAGUACUACAGCAAAAGCAACGGAUUUGAACACAACUCCACUGUGGUUUAUGGAGACACUGACUCAGUCAUGAUCAAGUUUGGCACCAGCAGCAUUGCCGAAGCGAUGGCCUUAGGAAAAGACGCAGCGCAAAGGAUAAGUAAAGAGUUCCUACACCCAAUAAAGCUAGAAUUUGAAAAAGUCUACUGUCCUUAUCUAUUGCUCAACAAAAAAAGGUACGCUGGACUGCUCUACACCACACCGGAAAAACACGACAAAAUGGACUGCAAAGGUAUCGAAACGGUUAGAAGAGAUUUCUGCAUUCUCAUCCAACAAAUGAUGGAAACCGUUCUGAACAAACUCCUAAUCGAAAAAAACCUGAACAGUGCUAUCGAAUAUACAAAAAGCAAAAUCAAGGACCUACUCACAAACAACAUCGAUAUGAGUCUCCUCGUGGUAACCAAAUCCUUGGGAAAAACUGACUACGAGACUAGACUACCACACGUAGAAUUGGCAAAAAAGCUAAAGCAAAGAGACAGCGCCACAGCACCCAAUGUAGGAGAUCGAGUCAGCUAUAUUAUAAUCAAAGGGGUUAAAGGACAAGCACAAUACGAACGAGCAGAGGACCCACUCUACGUCCUAGACAAUAACCUAGCUAUUGACUACAACCACUACCUAGAUGCAAUUAAGAACACCCUCUCUAGAAUUUUCGAAGUUAUCAUGAAUAACUCAGACUCCCUUUUCUGUGGUGAACACACAAGACACAAAACCAUCCUAACGUCCAGCCAAACUGCUCUCUCCAAAUUUCUACAAAAGGCUGUCAGAUGCAUCGGAUGUAACAGCUCCAUUAAAAAACCCCCUCUUUGCAACCACUGCAAAUCCAACAAGGAGUUCUCCAUCUACAUGCAAAAAAUGAAUCUUUUCAAAAAUAAGCAGAAUGAGUUUUUCCAACUGUGGACGGAAUGCCAACGGUGUCAGGGGAACCUGCACGCUGAAGUCAUCUGCAUGAAUAGGGACUGCCCCAUCUUUUACAGGAGAGCCAAAAUUAAGAAAGACAUGGCCAACGUGCAGGAGCAGAUAAGUGCCCUGCGCGCUGACUGGUGA
Messenger RNA from Plasmodium coatneyi, 3279 nucleotides. RefSeq names its product DNA polymerase. Gene Ontology annotation, cellular component: delta DNA polymerase complex. Gene Ontology annotation, biological process: base-excision repair, gap-filling; DNA-templated DNA replication; DNA replication proofreading. The transcript has a single exon. NCBI's taxonomy places the organism in Eukaryota, Apicomplexa, Aconoidasida, Haemosporida, Plasmodiidae. The coding region runs from base 1 to 3279 and encodes 1092 amino acids. Gene Ontology annotation, molecular function: 3'-5'-DNA exonuclease activity; DNA binding; nucleotide binding. The record is from RefSeq and is a predicted model, not a curated record.